AUGACGACAACAGCAUUACAAUUAAAUAAUAAUUAUAUGAAUGUUCAACGGCAAUAUCAACCUCGUCGAAAUUAUAAUCAACAACAGAAUAGAACAAGGUCAGUAACACUUUUUUCAAAUAAUAUUAAUAGUACUCAGCCAUUCUCAGUUACAUCAGAUAGAGUAGUAGAACAAGUAAAUAGAAAUAAUAGAACACAUCCUAAUUUUCCAUCGAGAUCUUUAAUUAAAUAUUAUCCACAUAAGUUAAGGACUAAAGAACAAUUUCUUAGAGAUAAUGAACCACCAAAAGAAUUAGAAAAAGAAAAAGAUAAGAUAUUUUUAAUAGCAAAUAUUUAUUACCAACAGAGACAUUUUGAAGAAGAAAGUAAAAAAUGGAAAAUAUAUGAACAGGUAGCUAGUAGUAAAGAACAAGAUUUAGAUAAGGACGGAGAUGAUAUAAGAAUGAGAGAUAUUGAAGAAAUUCCACGAGCAAGACCUUUUUCAGAAAGAUACUCAAAAAUAUUAAAUAUGACAGUUAGUGAUACAGAUAGUCAGAGUAAUGAAGAUAGUAAUAUAGAAGAUAAGGAUAAGGAUAAGGAUAAGGAUAAGGAUAAAGAUAAGGAUAAGAACAAGGAUAAGGAAAAGAAUAAGGAUAAGGAUAAGGAUAAGGAUAAGAAUAAGGAUAAGAGUAAGGAAGAGUCUAGUGAUAGUAACAUCAAUAGUACAUCAGAUAGUGAGAAUAGUAAUAGUGAAGAAGAAGAAGAAGAAGAAGAAAAUAAGAAAAGAAAAUUACAAGAUACGAGUCUUUCACCAUCAUCCAAGAGAAAAACAUCAGAAAAAGAUAAUAUUUUAAGAAAGAAGAAAACGAAAUCAAAAAAGAAAAAGAAAAUUUCAAUUGAGAACGACCCACGAGCACCAGAAGGAAGUCCUAUUUUAUUAAUUAAUGAGAAUAGUAAUAAAGAACAAAUAGAUCAGAUACCUAAGAAGACAAGAGCAGAUACACCAGUAGAUAAAAAAGAAAAGCAUCGUCCAUGGAAUGCGCAUGUGCAUGUAAGAAAACCACAAAAAAUUAGAAUUCAACGAGAGGAAAUAUUUGAUGGACAAAUUCAAGAUUCAUCCACUGAGCUUCCGAAAACACCACCAGGUUUAAAUGAUCCACCACCAAUCAGUCCACGACAGAGCACACCGAAAACACCUAUUCCACCACCUCAGCCAUUAGUUUAUAGUCCCAAUCCUAUAACAUCAAAUACUAAAAAUGAAAAAGAAAAAGAUAAAGAAAAUAAUAAUAGUAAUUCGCCUAUUGUAGUACCUCGAAUAAGAUCAACAAUUGAGAUAGAAGAACAAGACCAUCAAAUGGAACAAGAUAGUAUCCCCCAUUCACCAUCAGUUAUUCCAAAAGAUUCUGAAAUUAAUAGAAUAAAUUUAUUUGACUUUCCAGUAAUUCCGAUAGAAUGUAAAUUUCAUUUUGAGAUUUUUCAUUUAAGAGCAAGCAUAGAAAAUAUUAAAUUACAUAGAGAAUAUUUAGAAUAUUUAGAAAAGAAAUCGAAACAACAAGAAAAAGAAUUAGAAGAAAUUAUGAAACAGUUUGAAGGAGAUACACAUAGAAAAAUAGUACAAUUUGUUAAGAAUAGUAUAGAUCCAUUAAUAGAUAGUUUAAAAAUUUCGAAUCAGAAACGUUUAGAUAACCUUAUAUUAGACCAGAUGAAAGAGAAAGCUUUAAGAACAAUAAGAGAGAAGAGUAAUAAGGAUAGUUUAAGAUUAAUAGAACGAGCACAAGAAAGAUUUGAAAGAACAUUAGAAUUAAAGUUUCAGUUAGAUAAGUUAGAUCGUAGAUUUAAUGAGAACAUGCCCCCACCAGCUUUGAAUGUUAUGGAUAAAUUACAGUUCCGUAGUAAAGAGUUAAGUAAUGAGUGUCGUCGAUAA
Messenger RNA from Rotaria sordida, 1902 nucleotides. The record is from the annotation of a GenBank genome assembly. Lineage: Eukaryota; Metazoa; Rotifera; Eurotatoria; Philodinida; Philodinidae.